GGCGCGUUAAAGAUGGCGGCGGCGGGGCCCGGUCCCGGGGCCGGCGCUGGAGCGGCCGGGGGGACCCGCGGCGGCCGCCACUGAGCCCGGCCGCACCCCCCGGCACCGUCCGGGACCCGCCGGGAGCCUCCGGGACGCUCGGGUCGGUGCGCGGCCUCCGCCGGCCCCGCUCCAGCCCCGCUGUCCCCGGCACCUGGCCCAGGGAUUCCCGUGGGAAGCGGCGAUGUCGGACAAGGGCGGCAGCAUGGACGGCAGGACGGACAUUGUCAACGGCAGCCUGUCCAGCAGCCCCGAGGACAUGUCUGCCGAGGAGGGCCGCGAGACGUCCUCGGGGAUCGAGGUGGAGGCGUCCGACCUGAGCCUGAGCCUGACGGGCGACGACGCCGGGGCCGCGCGGGGCCGCGCCAGCGACAGCGACAGCUCCGGCGACAAGGACAGCGACAGCAUGGACGACACCGGCCACUACUCCAUCCCCGAGGAGCCGCGGCACGACGAGGACGAGGACGAGGAGGAGGAGGAGGAGGAGGAAGAGCCGCGCGCCCGGCGCAGGGUGCCCCGCAAGCGGCCGCCGCACGAGCGCGACUCGUCCGACGAGGAGCAGGCGCUGGAGGACUGGGUGGCCUCGGAGACGUGGGCGCUGCCGCGGCCGCGCUGGCGGGCGAUCCCGGCGCUGCGGCAGCGCCAGCUGGGCGGCUGCUCGCGCUUCGUGGCGCAGGCCUGCGGCGCCCGGCUCUUCGUGCAGAAGUUCCGGCUGCAGCACGGCCUGGAGGGGCACACGGGCUGCGUCAACACGCUGCACUUCAACCAGCGCGGCACCCGCCUGGCCAGCGGCAGCGACGACCUCAAGGUGCUGGUGUGGGACUGGCUGCGGCGCCGGCCCGUGCUGCAGUUCGACAGCGGGCACAAGAGCAACGUCUUCCAGGCCAAGUUCCUGCCCAACAGCGGUGACUCCACGCUGGCCAUGUGUGCCCGGGACGGGCAGGUGCGCGUGGCCGAGCUCUCGGCCACCCAGUGCUGCCGCAGCACCAAGCGCGUGGCCCAGCACAAGGGGGCUUCCCACAAGCUGGCGCUGGAGCCAGACUCGCCCUGCACGUUCCUGUCUGCGGGGGAGGACGCCGUGGUCUUCACCAUCGACCUGCGGCAGGACCGGCCCGCCUCGAAAUUGGUGGUGACGAAGGAGAAGGAGAAGAAGGUCGGGCUCUACACCAUCUUUGUCAACCCUGCCAACACCUCCCAGUUCGCUGUGGGCGGCCGCGACCAGUUCGUGAGGAUUUAUGAUCAGAGGAAAAUCGAUGAGAACGAGAACAACGGAGUCCUGAAGAAGUUCUGCCCUCACCACCUGGUGAACUGCGAGUCCAAAGCCAACAUCACCUGCCUGGUCUACAGCCACGACGGCUCAGAGCUGCUGGCCUCGUACAACGACGAGGACAUUUACCUGUUCGACUCGGCGCACAGCGACGGCGCGCAGUACAGCCGGCGCUACAAGGGGCACCGCAACAAUGCCACGGUGAAAGGGGUGAAUUUCUACGGCCCCAAGAGCGAGUUCGUGGUGAGCGGCAGCGACUGCGGCCACAUUUUCCUGUGGGAAAAAUCCUCCUGCCAGAUCGUGCAGUUCAUGGAAGGGGACAAGGGCGGAGUGGUGAACUGCCUGGAGCCUCACCCCCACCUGCCCGUGCUGGCCACCAGCGGGCUGGACCACGACGUGAAGAUCUGGGCUCCCACGGCCGAGGCGCCCACGGAGCUGCGGGGCCUCAAGGAGGUGAUCAAGAAGAACAAGGUGGAGCGGGACGAGGACAGCCUGCACCACACGGACAUGUUUGACAGCCACAUGCUCUGGUUCCUCAUGCACCACCUGCGCCAGCGCCGCCACCACCGGCGCCGCCGGGACCCCGGGGCCGAUUCCCCCUCGGACGAUUCCGGGAGCUCCUCGGACACUUCGGACGAUGAGGAGGAGGGGCCGGACCGGGUGCAGUGCAUGCCCUCGUGAGCCCCCAGACCCCCAAAAAAACCCCCAAAAAAACCCCAAAACCCCCCCCAAACCCCAAACCGGGGGGGCCCCACCCCACUAACACUUGGAGCUUUGUAUUGACCUUGUUCAGCCCCCCCAAAUUCCCAGUUUUCCCCCUUUUUUGGGGUCCCCUUCCCCUUUUUUCCCUUUUUUCCCUUUUUUCCCCUUUUUGGGGGUCCCCUCCCCCUUUUUUCCCCUCUUUUGGGGUCUCCCCUCAAUUUAGGGGGUUCUGGGGGGGGGAACCUUUACUGCCUCCCCCUCCCAGUUUUUUUGGGACCCCUCCCCCACCCUUAAGCUCUUCAAGCGCCCCCUUUUUGGGGAGGGGGGGGCUCCCACCCCUUUUUCCCCUUUUUCCCCUUUUCCCCUUUUUCCCCUUUUUUCCCCAUUUUUCCCACCUUUUUUCCCCUUUCCCCCCUUUUUUUUCUCCCCCUUCUUCUCCUUUUUUCCUCCAUUUUCCACCCCUUUUUCUUUUUUCCCCCAUUUUUCUUUCCCCUUUUUCCCUCCCCUCUCUUCCCCCCCCGAUUUUCCCAAUUUUUCCCCAUUUUCCCCCUCCCUUUUCCCUCAUUUUUUUUCCUCUUUAUUUCCUCUUUUUCCCCCCACUUUUCCCUGUUUUUCCACCAUUCUCCCUUCCCAUUUUUUCCUCUUAUUUCUCUUAUUUUUCCCCCCAACCCCCUCCCCACUUUCACCCCUUUUUUUUCCCAUUUCCCCCCUUUUUUUUUCCCAUUUUCCCCCUUUUUUUCCCCAUUUUCCCCGGGGGGUUCACCCUCCCUCUGUACAUAGCCGUGAUUUGCACUUGGUUUGGCCCCUUUUACCCCCCCAAAACCCCUAAACCCCCCAAAAACUCCCUUUAAUUUCCCAUUUCUUUUGUCGGGGGAGGGGUUCAGGGGGGUUUUUUUGGGGGGAAACCCCCAAAAUUUCCCUGUUUAGAGGCCUAAUUUUAUAUUGUAUUAAAAACCAAAUGGGCCCGGGAGUUCUCCCUGGCAGAGCUGUAAAAGUUGGGAUAUAUAUUAUAUAUAAAUGCAAUAAAAACGACUCAACGAG
Molecule: messenger RNA, 3049 nt
Organism: Vidua chalybeata
Lineage: Eukaryota; Metazoa; Chordata; Aves; Passeriformes; Viduidae
Gene: DCAF8
Product: DDB1 and CUL4 associated factor 8
Exons: 15
Coding region: 224-1987 (587 amino acids)
Cellular component (GO): Cul4-RING E3 ubiquitin ligase complex; cytoplasm
Molecular function (GO): protein binding
Source: RefSeq, a predicted model, not a curated record